UUUUUCCUAUGUUGCUCGAACUGCUCUUUCAUCUUCAGCUCUCAAAUUAAUCCGUUAAUCUUGGAAUUUUAAGCUUGAAUGACAAUUUUUUGAGGUCCCAGGUCGUGCAAUCGCAAAUUUCAAGUUUGAGCUCCGAUCUGGUUUUGGACGAUUGUUUCAGGAAAAGGAGGGUUGUGUGGGGGUCGCCAUCCUCUGGCGAACCUCCCAUUGCAAUUUCCGUAGCUCCAACCUUCAUCAAAGUCCAGAAACGAAGGAUUCGAAGUUGAAGACUACUGUUCAUUCGCAGUUCAUAGCAGAAUUGAUUUCUUCUGAUUUCUCAACUCUUCUCGGUCAAUUUGAUUUCUAAAGCCAAAUUGGAGAUCAUCUUGCUGAAACGAAGCUAAGGACACAUCAUUGGGCUCCUAUAAGUCGGUAUUCAGCUUUCUCCCAGUUUCUUGGCUACUGUUGAUUGUUUGCAGGUUACUCUGCUUCUUUAAAUUCUGGAAAUUUUUAUGGCCUGUUCUGGGAAUACAAACUGUACCAGUAGUUUCGGAUUUUCAAGGGGAAUAUAGUAGAUUUUUUUCAGAAUUUUCUGAGCAUUUUCUGAAAAAAGGUUACUGCUCAUCCCCUACUGCCUUAGACAGACCGCUACAGUGAUUUCUGCGAACUAAAUACUAGUUAGGAAUUAUUUCUGGAUUCCGUACUUGUCCAUUCUUCAAAAGGAACAUACUGGGUUGUUCCUCAUCUCAAGGGGAACGUGUGAGAGUAUCUUGAGAAUUUUCUAACCAUGUCUUGAGUGUGGAACGUACUGUUCAUCUUCUUCCCCAAUGACUAGGAAGAAUAAACAGUCACGCACCCCUCCUUUGAAGGACCAUCAGUUUCAGGAGAAAUUCAAAAAGCUCCAAGCUAGACAAGCUGAAUUGGAUCUCAUGAACAAAGGGGAUGGAACUCGCAAGGAGGUCUUACCUCCCUAUGUUCCUAAGGAGGCUUCCAAAAUGACUAUCAAUCCGGUAGUUCCACUUGUGAGGCAGACUGCUUCCUCUAAUGCCGAGGCCUCGAGAGAUUUCUCUUUUGUGCAUUCGGCUAACUCUACCAGUGAUCCUACUCCCAUUCAUGCAGCUAACUCAAAGGAACCGUCAAUUGAUGGUAUUGUUGAUGAAGAAUCCGUAACCCUUGGGUCGGAAGAUACAGCUCCUAGCUAUAAGGAGGACCUUGGAGAUCAUGAAGAACCGGGGGUUAAGAAGCCGUGGGUGAACCUUUUCCAUGACAAUAGAUCACUAUCUCAUGGGAUGAAGCUAGACUACAUCGAACCAAAGGGCGAAGUUGUGGACUUCUCAAACCGUAAGCUCCCUACUCUCAUUGAGAUAUGGGGAUUUUGUUUGGUUGGCUUUUUUGCAGGUAGGUUCCCGGGCAUGUGAGCUAUACAAGACCUCACCUUAAAGUGGGGUGUACAAUGUAAGAUCAAGUCCCAUGAUAAGGGAUGGGUUAUCUUCCAUUUUCAAAGUGAGGAGGACCGUACCAAGGUGUUAGUGGAGGGACCUUAUUCCUUAUAUGGGAAAGCACUUUUUCUCAAAGUGUUAUCCGAAGAUUUUGAAGUUCAUGAUGAAGAAUUCCUAAAAGUUCCAACAUGGAUAAAGUUCUCGGGGCUCUCGGUUAGGCUUUGGAAUAAAGAAGAGAUGAGUGAGCUAGCAUCUCGGGUGGGGAUGCCCAUCAUUGCCGAUAAGGUCACUCAAGAUAAAGCUAGGCCUAAUUUCGCUAGAGUUCUUGUGGAGAUUGAUGCUACCAAGCCACCCAUCUUGCAAAUUCCUAUCAAGCUUCACACAAUUAAAGUCACCUGCUAUAAGCCAAGGCUCCCUAAUUUGGUCACCUAGUAUAGCAAGUUCAUCCCAUAACGCUUCACGCUCCAGAACGAAUUUAAAGAAGCAGAGUAACCUGUAAACAAUCAACAGUAGCCAAGAAACUGGGAGAAAGCUGAAUACCGACUUAUAGGAGCCCAAUGAGGUGUCCUUAGCCUCGUUUCAGCAAGAUGAUCUCCAAUUUGGCUUUAGAAAUCAAAUUGACCGAGAAGAGUUGAGAAAUCAGAAGAAAUCAAUUCUGCUAUGAACUGCGAAUGAACAGUAGUCUUCAACUUCGAAUCCUUCGUUUCUGGACUUUGAUGAAGGUUGGAGCUACGGAAAUUGCAAUGGGAGGUUCGCCAGAGGAUGGCGACCCCCACACAACCCUCCUUUUCC
Molecule: messenger RNA, 2210 nt
Organism: Cuscuta epithymum
Lineage: Eukaryota; Viridiplantae; Streptophyta; Magnoliopsida; Solanales; Convolvulaceae
Source: the annotation of a GenBank genome assembly